This is a messenger RNA of Penicillium subrubescens, 1392 nucleotides long. RefSeq lists its product as uncharacterized. Gene Ontology annotation, molecular function: glycosyltransferase activity. Bases 1 to 1392 code for a protein of 463 amino acids. Gene Ontology annotation, cellular component: membrane. The transcript is spliced from 2 exons. The record is from RefSeq and is a predicted model, not a curated record. Lineage: Eukaryota; Fungi; Ascomycota; Eurotiomycetes; Eurotiales; Aspergillaceae.
AUGCUCGCCCUACCUGCCCGGUAUGGGCGAUGGGUACCGAUUCUGGCCCCAAUCACUCUCAUCCUCCUCUUCCUGCACCUAAACAACAAUCUGGGCACGCAAAAAGCACAAGUCAUCCUCGAACCAGAGCUCCAUCCAACACAAAACAACGAAACAGAGUCUAUACCCAGUCCUGAAGAAACAAAUACAGAAAAACCAACAUCGGAAUCAUGCCGCCCACUUCCGGGCAUCGAAAAUGUACUAGUGAUCAUGAAAACGGGCAUCACAGAAGCCCAAGACAAAGUCCCAGUGCAUCUCCGCACAACACUACGCUGUAUCCCAAACAAACUCAUCGUAUCCGAUUUCGAAGAAGACAUCGCCGGUAUCCGCACCCACGACGUCUUCCGUAACACCAGCGAAUCGCUCCUAACAAAUUCCGACUUCGCAUUAUACAAUCGAGCCCGUGCCGGCGGCCGUGACGCUCUCACCCAAUCCGACUUUACAAAAGUUGCCAACAGUGCAGCAGGCAUGUCCGACAACCCAGGCUGGAAACUGGAUAAAUGGAAAUUCCUCCCCAUGAUCCAAGAAGCACGAGCCUAUCGUCCCGAUAUGCAGUGGUACGUCUUCCUCGAGGCUGAUACGUACACCAUCUGGCCGAAUUUACUCGCCUGGUUGGACCAGUUUGAUUCGUCGGAGAAGUUGUAUCUGGGCAAUCAGAUGCAGAUUGGGGAGGUGAUUUUCGCGCAUGGCGGGUCGGGUUUUGUGCUUUCGCAUGCGGCGCUGCAUGCGGUGGCGGAUUAUCAUGCUGGGCAGGUUGAUCGGUGGAAUUACUUGACGGAGACGCAGUGGGCGGGGGAUUGUGUGCUGGGGAUGGCGCUGGGACAGGUCGGGGUUGAUUUGACUUGGUCCUGGCCGCAUGUUACGAGUCAGUCGGUUUGGGAACAGGAUGCGUUGGGUGAGGCAUUUGGGAAGACACAGUGGUGUUAUCCUGCUUUGACGUUUCACCAUAUGACACCCGCGGAUAUUGAGCUUUUUUAUGAAUUUGAUCGGAGGUGGUUUGCAAAUGAGAACAACACCAUCCUCUUAUACAGCGAUAUCUUCCGCAACUUCGUCCACCCCAUGCUCACCGACCACCUCGACAACUGGAACAACUUUGCCAAAAACGAAGUCAAGCAUGACCCCGAGAUUCGACCAUCCGAGUCCAAAUCCAUCAACGACUGUGCCGAACAAUGUGCCCGAACGGCAGGCUGUCUCCAGUACCGCAUGGACCCGGACGGUAAAUGCUACACUUCCGAAUGGGCCUUACGUGGCCUUCCAACCGAUGGAAUCGAGUCUGGAACAAUGAUGUGGCGUGUCGACGCUGCUGUACAAAAGAAGGGUCAUUGUGAGAUGCCUAGUUGGGUUUUGGAAUAG